Cladophialophora bantiana CBS 173.52 is the source of this 813-nucleotide messenger RNA. RefSeq lists its product as uncharacterized. Bases 1 to 813 code for a protein of 270 amino acids. The transcript has 3 exons. Lineage: Eukaryota; Fungi; Ascomycota; Eurotiomycetes; Chaetothyriales; Herpotrichiellaceae. The record is from RefSeq and is a predicted model, not a curated record.
AUGGGACCAACCAUCGUAUUGAUCAGCGGUGCCAACAGAGGCAUAGGUAGAGGGCUCCUUGAACGCUAUAUUGCACGACCAAAUCACGUCAUUAUCGCAGCAAACCGGGACCCGGAUAGUGCCUCAUCCAAAGAGCUCACGGCUUUACCUAGGGGAUUGGACAGCCGUGUUAUUGUCGUCAAGAUAGAUGCAAAGAGCGAAACAGACGCCUCGGACGCCGCCAAGGAACUCAAGGAACGGGGCAUCGAUUAUAUAAAUCUAGUCAUUGCGAACGCCGGCGUUGCCUAUGCAUUUGGCUCCGUCGCCAAUGUCGACAUCAAUGCUGUUCGAGGUCACAUCGAACCCAAUGUUUAUGGCGUUGUACGACUCUACCAAGCUAUGCAGCCCCUACUACUUCGUUCUGUGAACCCGAAAUGGGUGACUAUGGGUUCAAUUGCCGGAAGCAUUGAGUCGUUAUAUCGACUUGGAGAACCGCUUUCUGUUUGUGCUGCUUUAUCGUUACUUGGAUCUGACAGUGGGCGAAGGAACCAACCUGCAAUCGACAACUGCGCUUAUGGACCAUCCAAAGCUGCAAUACACUGGUUCACGAAGAGAAUGAACGGCGAAGAGGAAAGGCUUACUGCUUUCGUAGCCCAUCCUGGAUGGGUUCAGACCGAUAUGGGUGACAGCGGUGCUCGAGUCUUUGGCCUGGAGCAUGCUCCUGACAGCCUUCCUGAUUCAUGUGAUGGCAUGAUAAAGCUGUUCGAUGAGGCUGCGAAGGAAACUCACGGCGGUAAACUAUGGCAGCAUGAUGGCAUUCAACUACCUUGGUAG